This is a messenger RNA of Ruditapes philippinarum (Manila clam), 908 nucleotides long. RefSeq lists its product as uncharacterized. Bases 60 to 839 code for a protein of 259 amino acids. Gene Ontology annotation, cellular component: extracellular region. The record is from RefSeq and is a predicted model, not a curated record. Gene Ontology annotation, molecular function: chitin binding. Lineage: Eukaryota; Metazoa; Mollusca; Bivalvia; Venerida; Veneridae. The transcript is spliced from 6 exons.
AUCACCGUUUGUACUGCACAAGUGUUUCUGCUAUCUUCAGUGUCAAGUCGUGGUAAACAAUGAACGCGUUUUUACAGUUCGUCUUUCUCGGAGCAGUGUGCCUGUUCGCUAAGAUUAGCGCAGUGGAAGAAGAAGGUGAUAAAUCUGAUAGAUCAGUGAUCCUUCCUGGGUCAAGGAUUCAAAACUGUCAAUGGCAAGUACAAACCAAUCCAUGUUUGAACAAUGCCCUUAACAAGCUCAACUUUGUACAUCCAUCUGACCCCUCCAAGUUUCUCCAGUGUGGCACCUUUAACAGACUGUUCGUAAUCCAGUGUCCAACAGGGGAGGUCUAUGACCAGGCUACUAGCACGUGUGUCAAUCCAACAGCUGUAAUCAGUCAACCAUUAAACAACCUGAGCGGCUAUGGUGUGAGCAACCCAUGCACUGUAGGCAACAUCCAGUCUGGCAGAAUCUUCUUUGGUCUACAAGCAGACAACGCAAAGUUUAUCCAAUGUGAUCAAAAUGGUAACGCUCGCGUGCUCACGUGCCCUUCGCAGAUGAUUUGGAAUCAAAACAGACAGUCGUGUGUUUUCCCGACGACUCCCGGCUUUGUCCUCAAGCCUGGAACACUUGGUGCUGGAACUGGUACCCUUACAGGAUAUUUGUCGACCAAGAACCCCUGCACUGCUCAGGCAAUAAGCACAAAGUCUCUUUUCUUCUCUCAUCCUGACCCCACAAAGUUCAUACAGUGUGAUCUCCAAGGUAACGCCUUUGUACAGAACUGCCCAUCCGGUCUUGUCUGGAACCAGUACCUGGAGACGUGCGCAUCCCAGCUAGCGACCUUGAAUUUCGGAGGUUAAUUUUCCGACAAAAACACCAUGUGACCUUAAUAAAUAGCCUGUACCGAAUCUGAAUAAAUUUUAGCAUUG